GGGGUGCCAGUCGUGACCCUCGUACGGUUGACGUGGUCCGUAAACGUCGUACCGAUGAAAACGCGGAAGCUUGCGGCGAAUUAGCGCGUGCAUAUUUCACCGCGUUAGUUCUUCGCUUCGGGGGUUGCUCGGCGGGUUUCAGGUUUCGGCUUUGGGUUUCGAGGCGCCCGCGCCCUGGCGCGUCCCACAACCUCCCGAUGAUGUUCUCCAGUCAGUCGACCCCGUGCAUCGCGGCACGUUGGCCGCCGCGAGAAAUAUCAUCCGUUGACGAAGUGGCGUGUUGCGAAUACGCGUUCUACGAUAUAAGCGAAUUUUCAUUCGUCGCUAAUACAGGAGGGUGAAAAAAUUAUACCACAAAUAAAUAUUCACGGCGUGAAGCAGAAGUAUUCGAAAAAUGUUGAAAAAACAAAAAAUCCUACCCGAUAUCGCGAUUGAAUCACAUGUGAAAAAAGUUAUGUGAACGACCAAGGGAUAUUUUAACGAAGUGCUAUCUCGUGUUGGAAAUAACAGUACGUACGGUUGAUCGUCGAAAUAUCGUGCGUUUCCAAAUUAUUCGACAGUCGAACCGAGAGGAUCGAAUAAUAGAAGAGAAAAAAAAAAAAAAAUCUACCAAACAGAUAAAGAGGAAAAAAAAAAAAAAGUGGUGUUAGAAAAAUGACGUCUGCCAGGUUUCAGGUGACGGUGACGUUGUUGCGUCUGCUGUUUUACUUCGGCGGCGAUUCGAUCGUAUCGGGUAAUUCGCGCGACGUUCACAACGACCCGUUGGUCGUCGAGACAACGAGCGGUUUGGUCCGAGGUUUGUCAAGAUCGGUGUUGGGCCGCGAGGUCCACGUAUUCUACGGCAUACCGUUCGCGAAGCCGCCGGUCGGUCCCCUCCGAUUUCGUAAGCCCCUGCCCAUAGACCCUUGGCACGGCGUGCUCGAGGCUACGUCCUUACCGAACAGUUGUUACCAGGAGCGUUACGAGUACUUCCCGGGUUUCGAGGGCGAGGAAAUGUGGAAUCCGAACACCAACAUAUCGGAGGACUGUCUCUACCUGAACGUCUGGGUGCCGCAGAAGCUACGUCUGAGACACAAGGGUACCGAACCGCCCGGUACGGAGAAGGCGAAGGUCCCGAUCCUCGUGUGGAUAUACGGCGGCGGUUACAUGAGCGGCACCGCCACCCUGGACAUAUACGACGCCGACAUAAUGGCUGCCACCAGCGACGUGAUAGUAGCGUCGAUGCAAUACCGCGUCGGUGCAUUCGGAUUUCUUUAUCUGAACAAACAUUUCACCAACAGCGAGGAGGCACCGGGCAACAUGGGACUGUGGGACCAAGCGCUGGCCAUCAGAUGGUUGCGAGACAACGCCGCCGCGUUCGGCGGCGAUCCGGACAUGAUAACUUUGUUCGGCGAAUCGGCCGGCGGUGGUUCGGUGUCGUUGCAUCUUAUAUCGCCGGUGACACGGGGUCUCGUGAGAAGAGGCAUACUGCAAAGCGGCACAUUGAACGCGCCCUGGAGUUACAUGACGGGGGAGAAGGCCACCGAAGUCGCCAAGGUCCUCGUCGACGAUUGCCAGUGCAAUUCGACAAUGCUGACGGACAAUCCGUCGCGUGUCAUGGCCUGCAUGAGAUCCGUCGACGCGAAAACGAUAUCCGUACAGCAAUGGAACAGUUAUUGGGGCAUACUCGGUUUCCCAUCGGCGCCGACGAUCGACGGUAAAUUUUUACCCAAGCAUCCGCUCGACCUGUUGAAAGAAGGAGACUUCGAGGACACCGAGAUAUUGAUCGGUAACAACAAAAACGAAGGGACGUAUUUCAUACUUUACGACUUCAUCGAUUACUUCGAGAAGGAUGGACCCAGUUUCCUUCAGCGCGACAAGUUUCUGGAUAUCAUAAACACCAUCUUCAAAAAUAUGUCGACCCUCGAACGAGACGCUAUCACUUUUCAAUACACGGACUGGGAGCACGUGAGCGAUGGUUACCUGAACCAAAAAAUGAUCGGGGACGUGGUCGGUGAUUAUUUCUUCAUUUGUCCGAGCACACAUUUCGCCCAACUCUUUGCCGAACGUGGAAUGAAAGUUUACUACUACUUCUUCACUCAGAGAACGAGUACGAACCUCUGGGGCGAAUGGAUGGGCGUCAUGCACGGCGACGAGAUCGAAUACGUAUUCGGUCAUCCGCUCAAUCAGUCGUUGCAGUACAACAAAAAGGAACGCGAACUUUCGCUGAGGAUGAUGCAGGCCUAUUCAAGAUUCGCUCUGCUGGGAAAACCGAUGGCGGAGGGUGUCGAGUGGCCGACAUAUUCGAGGGAUCAACCGCAAUAUUUUAUUUUCGACGCGGAAAAAAGUGGCCUAGGCAAAGGGCCCAGAGCCACGGCUUGUGCAUUCUGGAAUGAAUUUCUUCCCCGGCUCAAAGGUGUUCCAGAUCCACCCGAAUCUUGCGACGGAGCGGUCGCGUCCAGUGUUUCGGCCGGGGCGAUCAGUAUCUACGAUUUAUUCAUCUCCUCGUCAAUACUGACAGCUUUUAUUUUGUCGACAAAUUUUUUUAUAAUCUAAUGAGAAAUUUCAUUAUUCAUUGAUCGAAGAAUACAGAGACAAGAAAAAAAUUCAACGCUGUUAGAACGUAUCGUGACAAAUCGACGUUUUCAAAAAAGGUAAAAAAAAAAAAAACAGAAAACAGAAAAAAAAACAAAACAGAAAAGCAAAAACAGCGAAAUGAUUCAUCGUCCUUAAUAUAAGUUACAAAGAUCAAUCGCCUCCUGAACACCUGCUGCGGAGGAUUGAAUUUAUUAUAUUCUUUCACGGAGUGAGGGUGAAAGAAAGAAGAGAAAAAAAACUUAGGAAAAAAGAAAGAGAAAGUUAACACGAGGAACCAGUCCGGAUAAACGAUAUCGAUGACGUAUUAUACAUUUAUGGGCAAAUUAUAAUAAAAACGAACUCCUCAUUUCAUCAUGAAUUACAACAAUUAACGAGCUCUUCGCAGAUACGAUAGAUGAAUAAACAUAUAUUAACUGAAUAUUCACUCAUUAUGUAUCUGUACGAGUUAAUUGUUCACGGAUUCAUUAUUAUUAUUAUUGUUGUUGUUGUUAUUAUUGUUUGGUUAAGUUUAUACCGACCGAAAAGUACGUGUCAUGUUCAACAGGUAUACGAUGACGAUGAAAAUGAUUUCAAAUUAUUUACAGAGUGUCUUGUUAUGGCCGGAAAUUAUUUCAAUGAAAUAUAUGUAAGGAGGUCAGUCACCGUUAAACAUUUUAUCACCCAUAAUACAACGGUUUUUAUGGUUCACAUUAGGUAUGAGAAAAUCUGUUAAGUAAUUUCCGAAUGUUCCAUAAAACAACUCAGCACGUAUGGUUCAACUUUUAGUAGGUAUAAGCAUACUUGUAUACCCAUCUUAUUAACAUAUAUACUAUAUUAUGCAUGUUAUGUUGUCCUUAUAUAGUAUAUAAAUAAGUUACUUAUUGCUGCGUCAUGUAAAUAAAUGUUACUCCUUUCUUUCUUACUUUCUUAUCAGUUUCAUUGUUAAAUGUCACAUCGUUAUUCGAAUUGCAGGAAGAUUUUUACGCGUUACCGUCACACGAGCUUUUAAGUUCGUUGUGCUCUGAUUUCUCUUUUUCUUUUUUGAAUCGUUUCGUUGACCAAGAUUUCCCUGAUUUUCAAAAGGCCUAGAAUGUAUGACGAGGGAAGAAUGAUGUGCGCAAAAUUGGAAAAAAAGAAGAAGAGAAGAAGAGGGGCGAACGAAGCCGGAUGGUUUCCCCGUACAAAUACACAGGAGGACGCGUAGAUUUGGACGAUCAAAAAAAAAAACAAAAAAAGAGUACAUCGUCUUUGAUACAAUAUAACCUUCCAAAAUAAAUUUGUAGCUUAUAACGUAAUUCUCGAGAUAAUUAUUCAUUGAUAUACAUGAUAUAAAUUUGAGCAACGUACCGUUUGAGGAACCUCCGCUCUUGGUACGGUCCCGGGGCCCUGGGUGUGAUUUUAUCAAAUUUUACAUCCUCGUGGUACAGAUUGAUAAACGGAAUGAGUUGAGCCAGUAUUGUGACGAGGCGUCCUAACAGCGGGUGUCCUCAGAACGUACAUCAAUGACGGUUGUAUACAUACAUUAGGGUGGGUCGUUUGUAAGAGAAGCAAAAACUUCUACGCCAACUUCGGCUCUCAUCAAUUUCAAUUCUAUAAUAGGAAACAUCACGAGAUUUGAAUUGAGAUCUGAAUUUGUCAUCGAGAUAACCGCUCUCGAAUUACCCACGCUGAUAUAUGUAUUGUACAUAUGUAUAUGUAAAAAUGAUGUCCUUUAUAUAUUAUUACAGAUUACAAAAUGGGGUACACAUAAAAUUUGGACACCGUACGUUAUAGAGUAUACCGAUGAUACGAUAUCGCAACGAUUCGUAUCGGAAUAAAAAUAUGCGAGAUAAAAAACUACCAUCUUCACCUAGGCAUGAUAUAUGAAUAAAAAAAUAUAUAUGUAUAUACAUAGCAUAUGAUAAUAUUGAAUGUAUGUAUACGUAGGUAUACGCGUACAUGUUGUCACAUGUGGAUAAUAUUACGUGUGUAAUCUACAGAGCAGAAGUUCGGUGCAGAGAAAAAAGAGAAAUGAAUAAAUAAUUGAAUGAAAAUGAAAAAAAGAAACAGUCCAUUUAUCGUGACAUUUGUUCAUGCGCUAAUCACCUGCGAAAUAGGCUGAAUAUUAUAUAUAUUAAAUUAUGUAUAUUAUACAUAAAUGGAUAAAUUGAGACGGGGUAAAAAAUUAGCUUGUAAAAUCUAUCAGACAUGUAGUAGAGUGUAGAGAUAGAAAAAUGAAAAAAAAACCACAAAAAAAAACGAAUAGAAAAUAAAUUUCGACAACUUUGAAAGAUCCGAGAAGACGUGAUUGGGAUAACGUUGCAUCUGCAUGAGUUGAUUUUUUGUUCGUUCACAUGAGAGAAAGUCAAAGAAGAAAGAAAAAUUGUGACCAUAUAGUUAUCCGGAUCUUUUGGAGUGCAUUGAAUACGUGUAAAAUUAUUAACAACAAUAAUUUCGCGGCGUGUGUUUUUAUUUAUUGGAAAAAUUCUACAUUAAACUAGUAAAAAGUCUGUUCACGGGACUCUAAAAAAAUAGGAAAUAAAAAGUCACUCGAAAAACGGAGACAGUAGUCCAUGAAUACAUACCAAUUAUAAUUAUCGUAUACAUUUCUCUGUUUAAAAAAAAAAUAGAAGAAGUAAUUAUUACACGCCCCGGAUAAAAAUUACGCAUGUACAGAUCGACGUGCGUGAAUAUAUGAUAUAUUUAUACGUAUAUAUAUUUUAUAUAUGUAUAAGUGAACGUGAAUCUUCCAUUUGGUACAUAUCACCCUUACGCUAAAAUUAUUGCGAUUAUAAUUAUUAUUAAUAAUCAUAUUGCAAUCACUAUAUAGUUUCGCUGUAGAUCUUAUAGUAAGUAUACAAUCAUUUCUCCAUUAUUUAUAUUCAACUGCAUACAUAUAGACACUGUAUAACGUGUGAACAUCUAUACACCUCAUAUAAUACAUGUAGAUAAGUUAAAAAAAAACAAAUGGUUAUAAUUAUACAUAGACUAAUCGUCGCAAAUAAUAGAAAUUUUAAGACGAUCAAAAAUAUUUAUAUACCUAUACCGGAACUAAUGUUAAUAUAAGAAAAAAAAAAAACAAUUUAUUUUAAUGAAUAUAAUAGUUAUAUUAAAAUCGACUUUAUUUUAUAAAAGAAUUACAUACUUCAUUCAAAAUAGUAUAUAAUGCUAUCGUAGUAUACGUAUAUCGCUCAUAGAUUAUUAUUACUAUUAUUAUUAUUAUCCUCAUUAUUAUCAUUGCUAAACUAAAGUUUCCACGUACAUGUAUCAACAUCACCACGUGCAUAUUAUACAAUAAAUAUAUUAUUAGUCGAAGGGAUUUGAGUAUAACAUAACUAGUUGAAAAGCUCAACAGUUAUUUGGGGGGCCAGCUACUAGAGAAAGAGAAAAAAAAGAUAUAGAAAAAAAAACUGAGGAGAACGAACAAUUUUUAAUUUAAUAUCUGUGUAAAAAGUUUACUGAUUUUUCUUCUUCUUUUUUUUUGUUCCGUUACACAGUGGCAUUGUGAAGUUACAGUAUAUCGAGAGCUAAAAUAUAAUAAUAAUAAUAAUAAUGAUAAUAAUAAUUCUAUCUGAAUUAUAGUAGAACGUUGUAUACCCUAGACAAAUGCUUGUAUGUCUAAGAAAAAAGAAAAAAAAAAGCCAAAAAAUGAUAAAUCAACAAAUAAAUGAAUGGAGAAAAAUUGUAGUUGAAUCGAUUAUGCGACGCUGCAUGGAUGAUAUGAGUAGUUUGUUAAUAAAAAUAAAAUUAAUAUAUCUAAUAUCGUAAUUGAGAAAAUAUGUAGAUAAUUAUAGGAUCUAAUUACACCGGGCUUAUAAAAUAGAAGGUAAAGUACACGGCUUUUCAGUGAAAUACUGUUCGUUAUGUUAUAAUUGAUAAAUCAAUUGAUUGAUUAGUUAAUAAUCACGUCAUCACAUAUCACUAGAAUUAGCUGUAUGUGUAUUUGAUAAUGUAGGCGCCAUUUAGUGAAUGUGGCAGAUGUUA
Messenger RNA from Athalia rosae (coleseed sawfly), 6519 nucleotides. Its product is annotated as acetylcholinesterase. Gene Ontology annotation, biological process: acetylcholine catabolic process in synaptic cleft; choline metabolic process. Bases 655 to 2535 code for a protein of 626 amino acids. Gene Ontology annotation, molecular function: acetylcholinesterase activity. Gene Ontology annotation, cellular component: plasma membrane. The transcript is spliced from 6 exons. Lineage: Eukaryota; Metazoa; Arthropoda; Insecta; Hymenoptera; Athaliidae. The record is from RefSeq and is a predicted model, not a curated record.